AUGUUCAACGCUUUGUCUCCCACCACCCCCAUUCUCCUCUGCCCUCGAAUUGCCCACGCACGCCCUGCUGCAACCAUGUCCUCAAUUGCUGCUCUGGCUACUCGCCGGGCUUUGCUCCGCCAGCCCCUUUUCCGCGCUCCUCCGCGCCGCUUCAACGCCACCAAGGCCGAGGAGUCCACCCUCGACCAGGCCCCCAAGCGUGACCCCGAGCUCUACGUCCUUCUCGGUGUCAUGUCGGGAGCUUUCCUGAUUGCCGGAUGGUACUUCGGUAGCAAGCCCACUUCCGUCACCUCGGAGAGCAACGUCCGCAUCGGCGAGAGCUCCAUGCCAUGGGGUGAGAACGCCUCUGAAGAUGGCAAGAUCUACAAGUACCAGUACCACCCCCACGGUGACAAGAGCCAGCCUCUCCGCGCGGCCCCGAGCGCCCUCAACACCGUCAUUGUCCCCAAUGUUACCCUCCCUGAGGACCUCCACGAGCGGUUUAAUAAGUACGGCAAAGAGGAGUGGGACUACUAG
Penicillium alfredii is the source of this 516-nucleotide messenger RNA. RefSeq lists its product as uncharacterized. The transcript is spliced from 4 exons. The coding region runs from base 1 to 516 and encodes 171 amino acids. Lineage: Eukaryota; Fungi; Ascomycota; Eurotiomycetes; Eurotiales; Aspergillaceae. The record is from RefSeq and is a predicted model, not a curated record.